UUUGAAGUUGAUGAGUUACGCUGCUUUAAGUUUUAAAAAACAACUUACUUUUCGACGAAAAUGAUAUAUUUUUAAAUAUAAUUAUCGUAAUAAGAAAUUAUUAAUCACCAAAGUGGUCAGCGUGUUUUAACAUACUUGAAAAAUUGGUGGCAAUCUGAAUGGAAUGAUUUGGCGCCAAAACGUACGUAUAAGUAAAUAUGCCCGAAAGUUUGUCAACUCAACUCUCAAAAACGUUCUAUCCGAUUAAUGAACGUGUCGGUGCAUCAGUAGGAGUUAUUUCUGCUCAUCAAAGCAAGCACAAACAGAAGCAUGUGGUUUUCACAAUCUCCUUGACGAAGCCUACAAGCAUUCAAGUUUACCUGAUCAAAGUUACUGACAAAAAUGAACUAAAGAAAAUACUAUUAUGUAAUGCAAAAAACUUGAAGAGGAUCGACUGCAGAGACACUAGAAAUCAACCAAGUUAUGAGCUACAAAUCAUAACAGAGAAUAAAACUUGGUUAUUUAAUGCUGCAAAAUUAGAGGAAAAACGACAUUUCAUCGGUUUAUUCUGUCGUACAUUCGCCACUCUCUUGCCACAUGUUUUCAAGGAUGUUGAAUUGGUCAAUUUUCCGCAAGAUUUAAAUAUUUCACCUCUUGGACAAAAUGAAUCGUUAGAUGUCUUGUUAAUGCAUAAGAUCGAUCCUGAGAUUGAUGAUUCAACAGGUGGUGUUAGUCAAUCCGGUGAUAAAUCAUUAGAUCCAAGUAAGACAGAUAUCAGUCCACCAGUUUCUGAUACUUAUCGUUCACUAACAAAACGUGAAGAAGAGGAUAUACGUCAAUUUUUGGAUGAAUUUGAUAAUGAUUCAACUUUGUUGAAUGUUUCACAACUUACAGAACGUUUACAAGAACAAUUAGCUCAUAUUGAAGGUACAAAUGUUCAUUCAAUUAUGGCCUCUGAGACUCAAGUAUUAAGUCUUAUGACAACAUUGGAUAGCGCUAUUGAAAGAGCUGAAAUGUUAGAGGAACAAUUGAAUAAUUAUUAUCGUUUUCUAGAGGAAGUUGAAGAUGCCAUGUCUACACUACGUGAUCAUGACCAGUUGAUUCAGACAACAGUGGAUAAUCGUGCCAAUUUACUUCACGUUCUUGAAGAAUUGGUUGACCGCUUGAAUGUUGAUCCAAAAUACUUUCGUGCAUUGAUGGAAGGUGAUUUAGGUACACAAGAGGGUAUUAUCCUUUGCACUGAGGCAGCUCUCUACCUAGAUCGUGUAAUGAACUCAGGAUUAAGGGAAGGUGAAGAACACCUUCAGGCUGUAGAUGAACGAAUGCGUGAGUUGAGAAAUCUACGUGAUGCAUUCGCUGUCAAGUUAUCCGGUCAUGUGAAUGAUACAAUGUUGCGUUUUGCUAGUCAACUUGGUUUCAUUGUCAAUACUGGAGUUAAUUUACCAUUGACCACAAAUGAUUCAUCAUCAACUACUGUUAGUCAACAGGGUAGUGGUACUAUCGGGAGUCGAAAAACGUCAAUGGCUAUUUCUAAUUCUUAUCGAAUUGCUCAAGAUUUGUAUGCUGCACAACGAACAGACAUGCUACAAUUAGCUCCACUUAUCGGUAACUGGUUACAGACUAACAGAAAGGAUUUAUACAUUCAAAUUAAAAGGAUGUAUGUUCAGAAAACACAAAGUUUCUUUAAGCGAGAAAUUCAAGAAGUAUUGAAAUUUACACAAGAAUCCAUCAUCAGUCUUGCUCGUCCUGGUAAAUCUAAGGAUACACAACGUUCAGACAAUAUAUCAUCAGAUAUUGGCAGUGUAAUGUCGUUGCAAACCUCCGAUUCAAAUAUUUUGAAUCAAGUGGAAAGUAUAUUCGAUAACUGUUUCACGGAAAUCUUGACAGUAAUUCGUACAGAACAGGCUUUUUUAAAUCAGUUUUUCGGUUUCAAUUUGCGACCACCCACUAAUACUUUGCCCAAUGCAUACAAAGGUUAUACAGGUGAUGAUGAAUUAUCCAGCCUAUUGGAAUGUAUGUUUCAUUUAUUCGAUGGUGUUGAACAGGAUGUGUUAAACUUAGUAGUGAAUUGUGAACAAUUACAGACAAUACUUAUUAUGCCAUUGUUAAUCACUAUUUCAAGGAUAACCGAGAAUGAAUCAACCCAACAGUCAUUAGAUAAUGGAAACAAAGUACAACUCACCUAUAUUGGCAAUUUCUUAUCUCGACUUAUUGUUGAAACAAAGAGAGCAUUUAAUCGUCUUAUUGAACGUUUGAUUAUGUCGUUUAAAAUGAGUAAAUCAAGUAGAAAGGCAAGAUGUGGUGUUUUGACAAUUGUUCGAACUUAUAUUGAAUUUGCUGAAUGUUCAAUGACUGUAUUCGCGACUAGCUCACGUCUAGUUGACUUGGAACGUGCACAUGGUGAAUUGAUACGCUCUUUGAUGACUGAAAUCGAUAGAGUUGCAUCAGAAAGUGUAAAGACACCAGGAGAAGUUGUUAAAUUAGAGAACUAUCAUCGUCUUUGUGAUAUUCUCCGACGUUUAAAAAUGUCUGGUCUGGAUGAAUAUCGUCAAGAUGCAAAAAAUCGUUAUACACUUGCUUUACAAGAAUAUACAAAGAAUUGUAUGGGUCGCCCCUUAGAAAAAUUAGCUGGCUUUUUUGAAAAUGUUCAAAGUGCGUUAGAGGCUGGUGUUCGGCCGGAAGUGGUCAGUUAUCAGUUUGCAUUCAGUAAACAAGAAUUACGAAAAGUUAUCAAAGAAUAUCCUGGAAAAGAGGUAUCUAAUGAGGGUUUUCACGUUUUGUAUUUGUCUCUCUCUCUCUGUGUGUAUUCGUCUUUUCUUCGUUGAAAUGAUUAUUUCUUCAUUUGUAAUACACAGUAGUAAUAUAUGCAUGCUCUAGUUACGUCAGGUGAAUCUUAGUUGGUUAAUUCUUGAGUAACUAAACUACCAGAAGCUGUUUUCCCUAUGGGUUGCAGAUUUUUUGUAAACUAUCGGUACUAAAUAUGAUAAAAUAUUUGAAAUGUCUACAAUUGCUAAUCAACACAAUACUUUAUGCUUUGUUGAGCUGCAUAGAUAUCCAGUGACGGAGUCUAGUCUGUCUCCAUAACAAUUCGAUUAACUAGAUUAUUUUUGUGAUUGGUAUAUACUAAAAACUUUCGACUGAGUGAUCAAUCAUCUUGAGCUCUGUUUUGAUCACUGACUAGUUAGUUUUACUGUCAUCAAAUAACUGAAAACCGUUUUCUACGCAAUCUGUACCUGCUAAACGUAAUUUGGUAUUGAAAAGGCAUCUUCAGAGGUGAUGACUGAAGAAGUUGACAAGUGUAUAUUGAUUGGUAGCUGAAGAGCAACCAAUGUCAUGUCGUCUGAGUGUUGACCGAUUCUCAUCGAUUUUUCUUUUUACAGUGUGAUUACCAAGCUAAGCAUCGUAGUGCAUUUCUAUGGUUGUUAGUUUGGUUGAAGGCAGUCAACAAGUGUACGUGUUAGGCAUUAAUCAUACUGAGGAUUAUUGGUAGAAGAAACCUUUAUACCAACAUGGAAAGUGUAAUAGGCGUUUUGAUUGAUGGAUGCUGCUAUGUAUUAGGAUCACUAGCUCAUUUAUCUAGGCACUUGACCAUAGGUCAAAGGUUCGAAACUCCACUCCACUUACUGGAGUUUUGACAGCCUUCAUACAAUUAGUAUAAUUCAUCACUUACUGCAUUGUUUGUGUAUAAAUGUUAGUCAAUUCUUUUCUAACUCUUAUAAAUCAUUUUUAGCUUUUUCUUAUUUCUUCUUUCAUCUAACUUACCCCUGGGAAUAAAUUUCUAGUUAUGGCGGGAAAUGUCAAACUUUUAGAUUUAAACUAUGUUCAGGAAUUAAACAGCUUCUUUUUCCAAGACUGUUUCUAUACUUCAAAUUAUGGUCAUAAUACAGACAAUAGUCAUCAUAUGACUAUUGUCUGAUAUUCAAACUAAUUCAUCUGAAACAAUUAAUACUCUUUUAUGAAUUUCGAUAAAGCAAUUAGGAGACAGUUAAUCUAAAAAAUGUUAUAUAUUGGCGCCAUUCACAAUUUGAUCAUAUAUUUAAUAUGUGUUAAGGCAUUUUCUAUUACGCAUGAUUAACUAACUUCGAUAGGUGAUUCCUGAAGUUCUAAUGUGAAGUCGUGGUUACAGUGGGGCCAACGAAGUUGAACAUGAGAACAGAUACUCAACGACAGCCUUUGAAUGGAGGUUGGGGUAUAUCGUAAAGUGGCACACGUAGGCGAUAUGGACCAUUGAAUCCUGACCGAAUAGCUCUAUCGUAACGUGCUGGACGCAGAAGCUGAAGGCUUUGGGUUCUAUCCCUAACGGGAUCAUGGGUGUACACUACUGAAGAGUCCCAUACUAGGAAAAAACACCUCUUCGUUUUCUCUCCAAUUGAUGUCAGUUCACGAUGAAUACCAACCUGAAAUCAAAAACUGAAUCCCCAUAAACCUUAUUCAAAAAUGGAAAUGGGAGAAGAACAAAUGUGACACUAUUGAAGUGCAAAGUACUUUUCCAAGAUUGGAACAAGCCUGUGCCUGGGCUCACCCUUGGUGGUUAGCCGUUGGAAGUGGUCGAAAAGUUCGUGAAUCUGGGUAGUUGUGUGUGAGUGCUGGUGGAACUGUGUGAUGAAAUUUCCAACCGCAUAUCGAAAGCCAGAAUGGCAUACGUCAAUCUAGGCCAUCUUUCGCGUCAUCGCGACGUUAGCCUGACCGUAAAAGGUCGGAUCUACAACACUACGGUAUGAGCAGUUCCUCUCUACGCCUGUGAAACCUGGCCUUUUCGAGUUGAGGAUUUGCGACGACUCUGUGUGUUCGAAUAUCACUGUCUUCGUAGGAUUGCUCGUAUCCAGUGGCAACACCUUGUAAGUAAUUGUUAAGUACAACAACAUGUGUUUUGGCGUGAAGUCAUCUGGAAACACCAGCUUCCACGGUGUGGACAUGUGUUACGCAUGUUGUCCCCAACGACUUCCAUGCCGUUUAUUGUUUACUAGCCCUGGGACUGGAUAGUAGAAGUAGAGGGGUGGUCACUGUAUGACAUAGCCUCGUGGGAUGAAGGAUAGUCGUGUUGUGUUGGCAUCUGUUGGUGCAUCAUGAUUCCUUAGUUGGGGUCCGAGUGAUCACGCAAGUCUGAGGCUUGAGACGUUAUCAGAUAUGACUCAGAAUCGAAACCAGUGGUGGUCAUGCUGUAGCUUCCUCGUGUCCUUUAUUUCUGAAAAGUACUGAUUGUUUCGUUUUUUGAAUGUACCAUACUGGACUGCCCUUCCAAUCUUACAAUUUUUAUCGUGUUUUAUUUUUAUCUAUUUCCCAUCGUUUACGCCUUCACAUAGUUGUUAUUUUGUGUUGCAUAUUUUUUGGUGCCCUUGCUAUACCAUGUUUGUGUUCUAAUAAUAACAAUAAGGAGUAGGGAAAUGAAGAUCGGCCAAGUAAGAAGACUAUAUUGAAGGGGAAAAUAAGAAUGAAGACCGAUAAAGGCGAAAAAGAACAUUAUUAGUUCAACAACCGUAUGUUACAAGAUGAAUUCACUAAGAUAGGUGCAAUGUGAUGAUAAAUUUUUGUUGGACACAUAGAGGUGACUUAAGCCUCCUAAUGAACCUCUCCUGGCUAACCAGUUCACUAGUAACUAGCCGGUCCUAAGCCUGAAUAAAGAGAGAAGGUUGGUCGAAGGGCCAGCCACCCUACCCCGUGAAACUAAUCCAACUGCUACAGAAACUUCAAAGCAC
Messenger RNA from Heterobilharzia americana, 5675 nucleotides. The record is from the annotation of a GenBank genome assembly. NCBI's taxonomy places the organism in Eukaryota, Metazoa, Platyhelminthes, Trematoda, Strigeidida, Schistosomatidae.